AUGUCUGCUUUGUGGCUGCUUCUGGGCCUCCUUGUCCUGACUGAUCUAUCUGAAAGCAGCAAUUGGGGAUGCUACGGAAACAUCCGAACCCUCGAAACCCCUGGGGCAUCUUGUGGGGUUGGAAGACAACGAGGCAUCAACUACUGUGGGGUCCGAGCUUCUGAAAGGCUGGCUGAAAUGGACAUGCCCCUGCUGGUGAGAUAUCAACCCAUCAUGCGGACGGUCGGCCGGAAAUACUGCGUGGACCCUGCCGUCAUCGCCGCUAUCUUGUCCAGGCAAUCACAUGGGGGCAACAUUCUGCUCAACGUGGGGAACACGAACGAUGGAAUCGGGGUGGUGCAGGACUCGGGCCAAUACGCUCCCACCUCCUGGAUCAGCGAGUCCCAGCUUGCUGAAAUGACGGAGGCUCUGACUGUUAGGAUCAAAGGGAUCCAGAGGAAGUUUCCAACCUGGACCCCAGACCAGUAUCUGAGAGGUGGACUGUGUUCCUACAAUGGAGGUGUUGGCUACGUCAGAAAUAGCCAGGACCUGGGCUGUGACUUCUGCAACGAUGUCCUUGCACGAGCCAAAUACUAUAAGAGACAUGGCUUCUAA
Echinops telfairi (small Madagascar hedgehog) is the source of this 594-nucleotide messenger RNA. RefSeq names its product lysozyme g1 (gene LYG1). Gene Ontology annotation, cellular component: extracellular region. Lineage: Eukaryota; Metazoa; Chordata; Mammalia; Afrosoricida; Tenrecidae. The coding region runs from base 1 to 594 and encodes 197 amino acids. Gene Ontology annotation, molecular function: lysozyme activity. The record is from RefSeq and is a predicted model, not a curated record. Gene Ontology annotation, biological process: defense response to Gram-positive bacterium; peptidoglycan catabolic process. The transcript has 5 exons.